GUUCCCGUGCGGCGCGAGGCUCUCCCGUGAGCGCGGGCGUCGGAAGCGGCGGAGGUGGCAGUGGCUUCCCUGGGUUGGCCUUCCCUGCACGCGCGUGUUUGUAUCUAAAUCGCAGGAGACUGUCUCUUCCUCAGCUUGCUGGCGCGAGGAGCCGGAGCCUCGACAAGAACACCAUGCACCCCAGCUCUAAAGAAGGAAGACUUUCAAGCCCCCUUGUCAGCGGAGCUAUAAGGUGAACUGCAGGAAGAUCCCAGCCCCAUACACGUGGGGCAGAGCCAGCAGAGGCCAGAGCUAUUGCUCCGUGCAGACCACCAGAGGAUGUCUCCCAGCCUUCAGGGAGGCUCUCAGCUCGGGGAAAGCAAACCCUCAACUUGCUCCUUUUCAAUUGAGAAAAUCUUAGGACUGGACCAGAAGAAAGAUUGUGUUCCAUUAAUGAAACCCCACAGGCCCUGGGCAGACACCUGCAGCUUCUCAGGGAAAGAUGGUAACUUACGUCUACAUGUCCCAAAUCCUCCCGGUGGGAUUUCAUUCCCCAGCAUGGUGGAUCACCCAAUGCCAGAAGAAAGAGCUUCGAAAUAUGAAAAUUACUUUUCAGCCUCAGAAAGACUGUCUUUGAAAAGAGAGUUGAGUUGGUAUAGAGGCCGAAGACCAAGAACUGCUUUUACUCAAAACCAGAUUGAAGUGUUAGAAAAUGUCUUUAGAGUAAACUGCUAUCCUGGCAUUGAUAUUAGAGAAGACUUAGCUCGAAAAUUGAAUCUAGAGGAAGACAGAAUCCAGAUAUGGUUUCAAAAUCGGCGUGCAAAACUGAAAAGGUCCCAUAGAGAAUCACAGUUUCUAAUGGUGAAAAAAAAUUUCAACACAAAUCUCCUGGAAUAGAUAGAAAACUAAACAAGUGAAAUUAUCUUCUAAUUGCAGAGCAUGAAGAAUCAGUGGAAAUAUUACAUGUUAAAAUGUGUUGUUUUCUUUCCUGCAUUUAAUCUGAACAUUGUCAUUUUUUCUGAAAAUAUAUUGUAUGUAAUUACUAUUAUAGCAUGGUACAUAUUAUAUUUGGGCACUUUUAGUUAUAGUAAAGACCUUUUCUAUAUAUUUUAAUAAACAUUUUCAGAAAAGUUUGCUAUUUUUUAAGUGAGCCAAAUUAAUCUAAUAAAUUAGUUUGUUAAAAUCAAUAGACUCAUGACUAAGUGACUCCACAAGCUGGAUUCUAAUUAUAAAGUAUUUCAAGUAAAAUAAUCUGAAGAACAAAA
Piliocolobus tephrosceles (Ugandan red Colobus) is the source of this 1244-nucleotide messenger RNA. RefSeq names its product HESX homeobox 1 (gene HESX1). Gene Ontology annotation, molecular function: DNA-binding transcription repressor activity, RNA polymerase II-specific; RNA polymerase II cis-regulatory region sequence-specific DNA binding. NCBI's taxonomy places the organism in Eukaryota, Metazoa, Chordata, Mammalia, Primates, Cercopithecidae. Gene Ontology annotation, cellular component: nucleus. Gene Ontology annotation, biological process: pituitary gland development; forebrain development; regulation of transcription by RNA polymerase II. The coding region runs from base 319 to 876 and encodes 185 amino acids. The record is from RefSeq and is a predicted model, not a curated record. The transcript is spliced from 6 exons.